Molecule: messenger RNA, 10009 nt
Organism: Paramuricea clavata
Lineage: Eukaryota; Metazoa; Cnidaria; Anthozoa; Malacalcyonacea; Plexauridae
Source: the annotation of a GenBank genome assembly
GAAUAAGUAAAUAUUUAAAUGAUGCCAUCGACGGAAGAUAUUCAAGCGCAAUUAAAUUCAAAAGAUGAAAAGGGUAUUUUCAAUAAUCACAAUGAAUCGGAAAGUGCGGACAUUCAAUCGCCGCGUGAUUCAUCGCCAAACAAACCAGCGAGGGUUUUUGGGUUAAGUAGUAAAAUCAAGAGGGAGACUAAAAAGUUAUUUGGACAUCCUGGCAAAGCAAUGAAACGCUCAGCAAGCUAUGAGGUUAAUUUAGGUGACAAUGAAAAUCAAAAUUUAGUACAAGAUGUGGUUUAUGAAGAUUUUUCUAGUUACUUCAAAGAACACGAUAUAUUAAUGGAAUUGUAAGUGUAUCCUAUUAUACUGCAGUUGACUUAACGAUUUUACAUGCAUUGACACAGGAUAAAUUUCCCUUUUUAUUGUAAUGUAUUUGUAAUAUUUAUCAAUUUUAUACUUAUUAACUUGAAUGAAUGGAAGCAAAUAUUUGUGAUAUUAAUUUAAUUGCCUGGCCCUGAAGAGCCUGCCUACACGAAGAGCCUGCAUUGCAGGCUAUAGUUUCAAAUUAAUCAUUAUGUGACCAUAACUUCCAUAAAUCUGUUUGAUACAGGAGCUUCCAAUGAUGGUGCAAGCCAAAAGGGCGUCAUAGCGGUUUUAACCCAUUGACCACCAGUACUCUUCCCUUGACAAGUAAAAUCGUCUAGCGUUAGACUGAGUAAAACAAUAAAGUAGGGCACAUUAGGGUGCAAUGCAACUUAAUCAGUUAAUUUCCAGGGCAUCAAAGCCUGCAAGGUGGGUGCCAAUCCUAGGGAUGCAUCGAUAUAAUAAUUUACUAUAAUCUACAUCUAUUGGCCCAAGCUAUUGCCUAGCUCUAUAUUCUGGAAUAGAUUGCUACUUUUGAUGCAUCUCUGAUAUACAAGCUUCACAGGGCUCCACUUCACCUCCCUUCCCUAGGGACAUGGACAGAAUGAAAAAUUUUGGUAAAAAUAAACUUGCUAAUUCGCAAUAUUUCAUAUGUUAUUUUUUCAGCAAAUACCUGUGUAAAAAUCCUCCAGGAGGAGUUUAUGUAAUACCAUCAAUAAAGACCCUUCAAGGUACAAAUAUGUUCUAAAUUAUAUAUUCAUUAUAGGCCAUUAAUAUCCAACAACUUUCUCCUCUUGACAAAUAAAAUAGUCUUUUGUGAUGUUUUGUCAGACAGAGUAAAACUGUAACUUGUCAAGCACUGGCAUACACCACUACGUACCGGCAUACACCACUACGUACUGGCAUACAGGAAACUACACCCAAAUUAGCAACCAGGUUUCAAGCAAUCAAUGGAUUAGUCCAACCCCAAAUGUUCAAGAUUGAUGAGCUUUUGAUUACACCCCCCCCCCUCGCCCAAUGGUGGAAAUUCACUUUUUCCAGUGGGGGGGGCAGCCUCCUAAAUUUCCGUCAAAACUUUCAAAUUUCCGACAUACCCACCCCAUUUGCACUUGAAAAGACUGUUUUUAGCCCUCUUUUAGGUUAAAAUUUCCGAAAAUUCAUCAAUUUUCCAUGAAGGGCGGCCGCCCCGCCCCCCGAGAUUUCCGCCACUGCUCUCACCCCCCUCAAAAAAACAACUUCAACUAGUCAAGCAAUUGGAGAUUCUCAAGGCUACUAAUAAGGAAAAGGGCCUGAAUUUUUGGGAGUCCCUUAAUAUCAAGUUGGGAUUUCAAGUCAUGUUAGGGUGCUUGUAGAGGGGUGCUCUUACAUCAUAGCAUUCCUCAAUCUGUUUGUCAAGUUUUUCAUUUAUCUGUGCUGAAUGUUAUGUAAAAAGAGAUUUGUGCUAAUGCUUGCCACAUAUUUCCAGUAGCAGAUAGCAACAAAAAUUAGUUUUAAUCUCAUUUCUACUUGUUUUGUAGUAUGGCAUGGAAUAAUAUGUUUAAGAGCUGGUCCUUUUCGUGAAGGAAUAUUCCGAUUUGAUAUUUUAUUUCAAGACAAGUAUGUAAACAUAAACUAUGCAUUUUUCAAAAUAUCAGUUAAUGGUUGGCAUUGUUAAAAUAUUGUUACUAGCUGCAUCCUUAAUUGAUUAAUAAAAUCCAACUGGUAAUUGGAAUUCCAGUAGGAAUUUCAAUUGGAAAUUCACCCGAAUUCCAAUUAUUACCAUUCCAAAAUUCCAAUUGGAUUUUUUCGUCACAGCAAGAACUAACAAAACAACAGGAUAGGUUUCUUUUUCAUUUUCAUAUUUGUGCCUUUUUGAUUUUUGUGCGCCUUUAAUUUUGCGCACCUUUAAUUUUGCGCACCUUUAAUUUUGCGCACCUUUAAUUUUGCGCACUUUUAAUUUUGCGCACCUUUAAUUUCGUUCACUUGUUCGUUGCGUACCUCUCCGACAAUAACGGAACUUGAUUAAUUAGGUAUAACUGCAUUUGAGUUGAACACAACUUACACAAGCUUACAACCGCCCGCAAAAGAAAUUGUUUCACCGAAGACCUACAUCAAGAGUGCACCGAACCCGCAAACCACAAAAGAACAGUUAUUAACUAACACACCCACCCACCCACGUUUACCGCCCUACACUGGGAAUUCUACGCAAUGUAAUGAUACUAGUAUAAUUCAACGGUCCCACGGAUCGACGAAUUAUUUUAAUUCUUCAAUUCAUAGUUUUCCAAAUGCUGCUCCAUUAAUCCGCUUCACAAGUCAUAUCUUUCAUCCACAGAUCCAUAAGAAUGGGUAAGAAAAACUUUAACUUAUUUGUUAAGGUUUGAAGAAGUUUGAAGGUAAAUUUAGUAUAUUAUACGUACAUGUAAAGGGACACUUUUACAGUUUUAGUGUAGAAAAGGAUGUGUGGAUUUAGUUACACAAGUCAUAUAUUAUUAGCAAUGAUGAAGAUCCUACCUUACGGGUCGAAAGCGUUGCAAUAAUAAUUAUACGUGUUUUCACAAACCAAAGGGACAAUAAGGUAACUUUAUACACAAUAUCAAUGCCAUGUUCUGUUUUUAAGGAUAUUAAACAUUGAACAAGCGUUCCCUUGUUGGAAUAACGAAAAUCAUAUAGGGUAGGAAAUUGUUAUACUUUGUGGGUCUUAUACUUUUUUUGGUAGGAGAGGAGUAGGGAGGGUUUAAACUAUUGACUUCAUGAUACUUUUCAUUGCAUUUUAGUGAUAUGCUAAAAUAUGUGAAAAGUUGUUUCUAUUCCAUGAACACAGGGGGAGCCUUGAAUGAAGAAGCAGCAACUUGGUAAGAAACUGGUGUUACUCUAAAAUUACUAAGUACUAUUCCAAUGUAGGCCCUAAGCGAACCGAACUUGGUAGCAUUAUUGCGGACAACCGCGUUCCAUCUAUCAUGUUGCUUCCAUCAUGUUGUUCGUUCAUCAAGCGUGAACAAGUUGUUGGAACAAUGUUGUUAACGAUUGUUGCUUGAACAACGUUGUUCAACCAUGAUAACAACAUUGUUCAGGCAUUGUUCAAUGAACAACGCCGAACAACCUGAUCAAUUUUUACGCGUGUACUACGCUAGAGGAAGGAGCCUGGGAACGAGGUUGUGUUGCGGAAACAUUUGCGGAAAAUUAUUUAGCAAAUAUGUUGGGGUGUGUUAAUCCAUCGUCCUUGCUUGCUGUCGAAGAGUUAAGCUGAAUUGAGAGGGACACAACUCAACCGGAUUGAGUUGAAGACUUUCUAAGAGCGCCUCAGGCAGCCAUAAAACAUCUUUCACAGGGCCGUCUGACAAAAUGUCCAAUGACAUUGAGUUUGGGUCGGACAUAUGUCCGAUGACCUUCAGUUCAGUUUUGACUUGGAAAUAAGUCUGAAUGACAAUGUAUUAAUUCUGUACUGUAAAUGUUGUGAAGAAAUUUCAUACUUACUCUUUCAUACUUAUUCCCAAGCUAAAAUUAACUUGCUUUCCAGAACAGCAGCAUUAAAAAAGACUUCGACAACUUAAGCCUGUUUUCCACUUCACCAUUUCGCUCGCCUCUCCGCGCUCGACUACGUUAAAACAACACUUCCAGUUCACCUUUUAUACAAUAGUACUCUGACUUUCCAUUUAACAUACAAACCUCUAGUCCUGGGCUAGGGUACAUUUUGAUUUACGUUGGACAAAGCAACAGUUCGGUCGAACACAAAUACACUCAGGUCGGACAAACAAUAACCCUCAGUUUCACUUAGGUCGGACAGAAUGUCCGGUGGUUUUCUUUCUACGUCGGACAAUUUCACGAAUGGGUCGGACAAUGUCCGUGACCGACCGAUAUUUUAAGGCCUGGAUCACAGCUACGGUGGAAGGGUCAAUUAGGGACUAAUCGCAAGUACCCACCCCUGUCAACAACAUUCCCUGUGGGAGAACCACUUUCGGUAGAGCGUUAACCUCGUAGUCCAAGGUCUUAGCUAGGAUUUUAGAUCUUGGGCGUGUUUCUAAAUGAUUAGGGUGUGCACAUGUCAAUUACCUUGAAUAGCCAAAUUCACGGUUCUACAACAAUGGACAAUGCCUGUGGUUGUUCUAUGCUUUGCAACCAAAUACAAGGCGAGCAUACGCUCAUAUAUAUUGCGCACUGACAUUAAAAUAUUAAGUUAUUUCAGCAACUCUUGGGGGUAUUUAAAACCACUUUAACACCAUGCAUACGGUUCCCAUUAUCCAUCAAAACAUUACGGAUCACUUUUGCCAAUUUCAACAUCACAUUGUAAACUAUGCUCCCUUUUUUCCCAGCCUAAAUGAAAAUUUAGAAGAUUUCAAAAGAAAAGCAAGGCUUUGUGUUGAAAAAUCUCUAGAAGAAUUUGAUAGAGAAAGUCCAAUAACAUCUGGUAAUAUUAAAGUUUUCAUUGUGUAACCAUUAUUUACAGUAUCUCAAGAAUAGAUUACUUUAUGCAGUAAAUGUAGAUAGAAUGAUAGAUAUAGAUCGUUUCAUAAAAUUGGCUUGCAACCCGUACAGUAGGUGGAAUUACACAAAUUUUACAAUAAUUAAAACAAGUUAAUUUAAAAGCAUUACUCCAUUGCUGAAAAGUAUUUAAAAGGUUAAAAACACAGUGUAAAAUGGAGUACAAUUAGUUAUCAAGCUUCAAAAUAUUGUCAGGGAUACAAGUGUUUUUGUAGCGAUCUGUUCAAGAUUUAGGUAAUGUGAAUGGUUUAGCUGCAAAUAUAUUCUUCUCAUUUCAUUACGCAUUAGAGGACGAUGGAAACUUACUUAAAGUAAGGACAGUUUCUGCACUCGCCAUUGACGAAUGGAAGCAACAAAUAUUAUGCAAGGUGAAUACAAAAUAUAAACAAUAUUUACGUUCUAUACCUGUAUGCAGCUCCACUUCUACGUACAAUGGUUAUUUGAAUGGUGUUUUUACCUUUAAUCUUUAUGUUUGUAUCUUGAACAUUUUGCAGUUACGCUUGCCACUAACUGCUAUACCAGCUUAUAUAAAUAAUUUCCCAAUUUCUUCUCUUUAAUGGGUACUCUGUUAUUUCUAUUCACAAUUCCUUAUUUUCCAGGGCUAUCUUGAUACAGACGUGCUUUGAAAGUUUCACGUUUCGUGCAGCACGAGUGCUCUGUGAUAUUAUCCAAAAUAUUUGAUUGUUUCUUGUGGCAAUUUUGGAGUAUUCUGCAGAAUACCAUGCUUCUUCAGGGUGGCUUGUCAUGCCCUGAUCCUUCGGUGUGUCGAAAGAUUGGCGAAGGUCCCUCGUUCUGUAGAACUACAGAUUCUGAAACUACACGUAACGUGACGUGAAUUCACAUAGUGGUCAGAAAAAUGCUUCCUGCCAUGGACAAUCCGCGAUUUAGGGUCAUGGGCAUAGAUACGAGGGAGUCCGUUUCUAUACGAAUGUUGGUUCCGCUAUCAACAAUAAGUCGUAUAUUAAUAUGGUUGUGGUGAUGGUGAUGACUAGGUGAUGGUGGUAUUGGUGGUGAUGAUGAUAACAAUUAAUGGCGAUGAUAAUAACGAUAGUAAAUAAUCAUUGAUACUGUCAAUAAUAAAACACUAACAAGAUAUAUUCUAAAAUGCUUCAAAUUUGUUCUUUAUAACUGUACAAUCAAUGCCAACGAUGGACCAGCCAGAAAAUAUAAUAGUCACUUUUAGAAUUUGCUAAGACGCACAUGAAACAAUAGCUGAGAAAUCAAGGAGGAUACGUAUUUUUUUCCUAACCAAUCACCAUUAAAAAGCUAACGGUUAAUGAUACAUUGGUACAUGUCAAGCAUUUAUUAUUUAACUUGAGGAAGCGACGUUUUUUUUUCAACACGGACAUCACCCGAAAAUUAGUAUAACUAAUUUUGGCGGCAUUUUGCCUCAUAGUGCUCGUGUAAGAAAGCAAAAAAAAGAACUUUAAAAAUCUUAUGUUUUGUUAUAUGUUGAAGCAUAGACUAUCGAAGGGGAGAUGGCUGUGAAACUCAUUAGAAUAACAAUACAACUCAUCUGUGUUAGUCAACGUGUAUUCAUAAAUCUGGUCGUUUCACCGUCACGUGUGUAUUUGUAUUUCUGCCAAAUCCACCAAUAGCAAUUUCCAGUUUCCCUAUUGUUCGAGUCACGGAUAGGUGACUUUCCUAAAACAUUGCUAUUGGUUAGUUGGGCAAGAAUACAAUACACACGUGACGGUGAAGGACUAAAUUUAUGAAUAAACGUUGACCAACAUAGAUAACGAGUUAUAUUGUUAUUCUAAUGAGUUUCACAGCCAUCUCCCCUUCGAUAUGCUAUGGUUGAAGUGACCACAAACUGAUACAAACACAGUUUCUAAUCCUGUCCCCCCCUCGGCAACUGAUGUCCUUGUUGACAAAGCGUCGCUUGUUUAAGCUCGCUAUUACCAAGACAUGACUUGUAACGUGGCGACUGUAACCGUCACCAAGGAAACCUUGACUUUCACAUAUUGUUUCAUGUACGAUCAUGUAAAUUCAUCAAGUGUCCAUAUACCUCUUCAGCUUCGUAUGCAAAGUACCCCCAUUUUCACUCGCCAAUUUACCGUCUGUCAUGCUGGCAACCCCCCAGUUUAUGUUUAUACCUUGUAUCACUCUUUCAAUUCAUACAUUUUACAUUGAAUAUCAUACAUAAAUAAAAAGAAUUAUAAAAGAUGUGAACAUCGGGCAAUUUGAAUACGAAGUUGAGGAUGUCUAUGAAGACAUGUUCAGACCAACCAAUUUGCCGAAUCCAAUACACCCCCUUCCGGAAAGUAUGUCACUUUGCCAAUAGAGUCUCGUUUUCGUGUAUGUGAAAUUAGUUAAAACCUAUCGUCUAAAUAACUAAAACGAGGCUCUACAGCCAAAGAAACGUAUUAAUGCGAGAAAGCACUGCAGAGGCUCCUGUCACGAACCAGAAAUAUGGUUAUAGAUUCAUGUUUGAUUGCUAACCAUCUCUCACCAACCUUGAUACUAACCCAACACCCUAACCCAUACAGACAAUGUCGAAUCUAUAUCCAGAAUAAACCUUAGAAGUGCUUACGUCACGCAAUUUGUAUUACAGAGGACUUCUGGAAUGCACAGUGCAUUGUGGAAUACUUUUGACUCAAUAAUUCAUCGUUUAAAAAUCACGUGACGUGGCACCUCUAAGGUUCAUUACUGUCAAUUAUGGCUAUAGCUCUAACAGUCUUACUCGGUUGGGCAUGAGAAUUGGAUACGAUAAACUAGUUCGUUUGAACAAGUCUUUAGAUACAGAAUGCGUGACUGUAUUGAUUUGCUACAAGUGCAUGUGAGCGCUUUCUUCAAAGUAAUUCUGAAUGCAAUUCCUAUAUUUUCUUACAGUGCAUUCCCCAUAUAGACUAUACAUAAACAAAAGAUACUCCGAAUAGCAUCUUGUGUGGUCGAGUUACAGUACCAACUAGAAGACACGAUAUACAAUGUUUCGAUUUUCUUUCAAAAUCAUCAAACCUACUGUAUUUAAAAAGUGAGCUGAUAUAUUUCUAUGCGAUACAGGAACGAUGACAUGAAAUAACAAGAGAUUUAUUUAUAGAAAUCAUUAGCACUAAUGACCGGAAGAAUGGUAUGAGCAGAAAGUGAGAUGGUAGCAAAGCGUUAUGGAAACAGCAUGAUAUCCUUGCUUUAGCCUUUAAGACCAAUGUUCAGCGACGGAUUUUUAAAUUUGAUGUCUAAGGCUGAAAUGAAAACUAGUUUGUCAGAUGUUACAGUAUUUGAAGAGCAGAUCAUUUCGUCAUUUCGAAGUUUGUGUUUAUAAGGUUGUGCAUUGUUAGUCGUAACAUCGUUUGCAUCUUCGAGUUUGUUAAUAUUGUCAAAGAGAAUAAUAAUAAUCGAGAUUGCGAAGGUUAAUGUGUUGUGCUUGUUCACAGUUAGUGAGAUGAUUACCAAAUGCACUUUUGUCAGGAAUAUAGUGUUCCGAAAGCCUUACAUCUAAGCGUCUUUCCGUUUUUCCUAUAUGUUUAGAAUAGCAACCGGGGCAGUUAAUUUCAUAGACUAAAGCCGGUUUUCCAUUAGGCGGAAUUUUUCAUUGUCUUUUCUAAUUAGUUCCAGCGGAUUUGGACCGAGGGGUCCAAAUCUGCUAGGACACCGGCUUUAGUUGUGCCGCAAAAGUUCCGGAAUUUUUUCUUCGCUUUAUGUGAAAUAUAUAAUUUUUGGCAUUUAUUUAAUAUCAUAAAUGACUGUAAAAUUGACCUGAACUUUUGAAUGCCAACGAAGCUUUUUUCUCAUGCAUGUUUUAACUAAAUUGUCGCCUUUUGUGCCUAAAAGUGGUAAUCUGAGCCAAAUUUUAGGUAAUUCAUCUUGAUCAUUACCUUUCGAGUUGAUUCAGUCCGAAUAAUGUGUUUUUGUUUCAAUAUUAAGAAGAUACAAACGACGUUACGACUAACUUUAACAACCUUAUAAACACGAACGUCUCUACUCUUCAAAUGCUGUAACAUCUAAAACUACUUUUCAUGGAAGUCUUGUCUUACACAUCAAAUUCAAAACUCCAUCGCAGGUCUUAAAACAAAGAUCUUAUUCUGUUUCCAUAACGCUUUGCUACCAUCUCACUUUCUUCUCAUACCAUUCUUUCCGGUCAUUAGUGCUAAUGAUUUCUAUAAAUAUGUCUUUGUUACUUGAUGGUGUUAUCGUUCCUGGAUCGCAAAUAAAUAUAUCAGUUUACUUUGUAAAUAGAGUAGGCAGGAUCCUGUAAGAGGAUGUCCAAUUUUGGUAUAAUGACACAUGCACAUAUUAGAGGGAGCGGGGAAGAAAAUCUUUGAAGUUUGGGUCUGAGACUCUUAAACAGUAUUAGAGGUUUACGUUACUUCAUGUCAGUAUCUUUUCAGCCUAGCCUACUAAAGCUCAUUCGAGAUUGUUCAAACGUUUACUCAACCAGGUACAUGCACCAUCACGUUGAUCAACCUUUCCCCCAGAAUUUUGGGCGUCCAUUUUCGUUGUUGGGCGCCUGGACUGUGAUGAUUUUGAAAUAAAACCCAACUAUUACUGUUUAUCGUAUUUUCUUGUUGUUGACACAUAUCUUGAGAGCUCGCCGCAUAAGAUGCUGUUAUUCUUGACUUCAACUACUUGUGCGGGCGCCCAUGUUAGUGGUAUUUCAACAAAAGAAUCUCAUUAUCUUUCAUUGAAUUUGGCACCAACAUGGCCGACAUUUUAAUGUUUUUCAAUAUUCUAGGGUUAAGUUGCAAGUCAAGAAUUGGGAGUACGUUUUGUUCUUGAGUUUCUAUUUCUAAAAAUUGUCGACUGGAAAUGGAUUUCACUACAUAUGUCAACCCAAAGGCUGUAUCGUAUUAAGAGUGUACAAGAUUGAAAUAAAUGCAGCACAGAAAAAAAGGAUGGGUCCAGAUUAUUUCACAUCGUCAAAUAUGACUUGAAAAAUAGAAACCAGACAUAAAAAGGGUUCAAGCAUGCGCAUGCAGUACAGCCAAAUACCUAAAACAUGUGCAACAAAAACACAUAUUCUGUAUCUAAUAUUUACGAGAUUUUUACUGGACCAGCCUUAAGUAAUUUGCAAAUCUUGGUGCUCAGUUUUCGAGUUUUCGUAUAGCUUGUUUGUCUGAUCCACGUAUUUUGGUCGGAAUUAAAAAUAUUUCCACCAUAUAAAUUACGACCCGUCUGUACAUUGCAUACUAUGGUGGCGAAGGUGUGGGUGGACUCUCAACUGAUUGUUGUGGUUGUUGUUUCUGUCGCUUCUGUC